AACGCUAUUCCUUUUCCCUUUUUCUUCCCCCACUCAAAGUCUUCAUCUUCCCACCUUCUUUUUUAUUUUCUUUCUUCCCCCAUCAAUGGAACUCCAUCCUCAAUCCCUCCUUCCUUCUCUCUCUUCCAGCACUUCCAGCAACACCAACAACAACAACAACAACAACAAUGGAAGAAACAACAACAACAACAACAACAACAUACCAACAAAACCAAAACAACAAAUACCCAUAACAAGAUCCGAAUCCAACCCAUACCCAACAACCUUUGUUCAAGCAGAUACAACUUCCUUUAAACAAGUAGUCCAAAUGUUAACCGGAUCAUCCGAAUCCACCAAACCAACAACAAAACAAAUUAAUCCAAUUCCACCCAUUAAAUCCCAAAUCAAAUCAAAACCAUCUAAAUUAUAUGAACGUCGUAGUACGAACCUUAAAAACCUUCGUUUAUCACCAAAUCUUUCACCUCAAAAUGGUGAACUUCUUUCUCCUUCUUCUUUCCUUGAUUUCCCUUCUCUUGCUCUUUCCCCUGUUACUCCUCUUAUUCCAGACCCAUUUAACAGAUCCGGAUCCGGAUCCCCAAUUCCAGUUGUUGACAAACAAGCUGAGGAAAAAGCUAUCGCUGGAAAAGGAUAUUUUCUUCACCCUUCACCCGUUUCUACUCCCCGUGAUUCGGAGCCCCGUUUGUUGACCCUUUUUCCUCUUACUUCUCCUCGGGUCGGCCCAGGUUCCAAUUCAAGUUCUUGAAUUUUAGAAAUUAACUUUUUUUUUUUUUACAAUUUUUUGUAUGUAAUUUUUGAGGAGUGUUAAUUGCUUUUAUUUAGUUAUAUAUAAAUAGAGUUAAUUAAUUGGAAUAACAAUUCUCCUUUACAAAAAUGAGUACUGAAUUUUCAUAUAUGUAUGAUAUUAUUAUGUAAUGAGCUAAUUUGAUAAAUUCUCUAGGAAGUGGGGAGAUAAUAGGCAAUGAUGAUAUAGUGUUAUGAGCUAAUUUAGCAAGUGAGAAAAAAAAUUGAGGGUCUUCAAAUUUACACAUUUUUAGUCUUUGAGUUCAAUUGUAUAAUUUGAUUUUGUGGCUUUGAUUUUCAUUUAUAAAAUAAUAUAUCUUUCUUUAAUUUUAUUGGGUUGUAUUUGAAUUUUGAAGUAUAAUUUAUUUAUAUUACCAUUUAAUUGUUUUGGUUUUGUAUAAAUUAAUAUAGUAAUUUCUCAUAUAACUAUCACUUAUAAGAAGUACUUACAUCAAAUCACAGGUAAUACUUUUUUCGUUUCUAGUUAUGUAAAAUGAUCAGACAAAUAUAUUAGAUUCGUAAAAAUAUAUUUGGUCAGGUAUUUUGCAACGUGGAAAUAUUAUUUUGAAGUUAUUUGUGCUGUAAAUAGAAAAGAAAUUAACUUUUGAGUAGUGAAUUAAAUUCUGCAAGUACAAUGACAGCUCAUGAAAAAUUAACUUUUUUGUCUAAAUUGAACUGUUCAUUGAAAGAAGAUCUAAGGUUUUAGUAUGAGUAAAUACAUAGACUACAUUUUUUGCAAUACUUUUUUAUUAACAAUUAAAAACAUAUUAAUAACAAAUUAUGGUUUUUAAUGAUACUAUUUUAUGCAAAAAAUACAAAUUUUGGAAAAAACUACUGUUUAUAUGUUGAAUAUUAGAUUUAUUUUAUUGUCAAUGAAAAUAUAUUAAAUAAAGAAUUUAAUGUUAAAAUUCAAAUUUUAUGUGCAUGAGUAUUAUUACUCCUAUUUUUUAACAAAUAAAUAAAUUGCUUUAAAAAAUAAAUAGAUUGAGCUGUCAAGAGAGAGUGGAGGGAAGGGGAAGGAAUCUUGAGUGACUUUUUAUGAGUUGAUUUUCUGACUUUCUCUGAGUGGGGAAAGUGGGCUAGUUUGAAAAUAGUGAAUUUUUUUUAAUAAUAUUUUGCAAUAAUUAUAAAUUCCGUUUUGUUAUAAUUACAAUUGAUAGCUCUGUUUUGUUAUGUGGAAAUUUCACUUGGUAAUAUUUAAUUUUUAUGAAACGUCAUGGGUCGUAUUUUUGUAAGAAUUUUUCGCAUUGUAACAUUCAGUUUACGCACUAUCUGAUUGUCAUAGUACUUUCCGUUAAAUUCUUAUUAAUUUUUGUUUAAUUCAUCAUUUUAUAAGAAUUUUCCACAUGUUAGUAUUUAAUUUUUGCUCUCAAAUGUUUAAUUCACCAUUUUAACGUAUAAUUUACCGAUUAAUUUAUUAACACCCUUAAAUGUUUAACAAUUUUAUUAUCAUUCAAAUCAUUGGCAUUAUAAAGUUCAAAAGAUGUUUUACAAACACUAAUAAAUAAUUCAAAUGGUGCAUUUUAUAAGCUCAAAAUAUGCAUUUCAUAAAUUUAAAAGGUGCAUUCUAAGUACUAAUAUAUAUCUACUUAAUUGUUACAAUAUUUAAGGGCGUUGAUAAAUUAAUCGAUAAAUUAAACGUUAAAAUAGUGAAUUAAACAUUUGAGAGCAUAAAUUGGAUGCUUUCAUGUGGAGAAGUCUUACAAAAUGAUGAAUUAAACGAAAAUUAACAAAAAUCUAACGGAAAAUGCUACGACAGUUAGAUAGUGCAUAAAUUGGAUGCUACCAUGUGGAAAAAUCUUACAAAAAUGCUAUCACUGACGUUUCAUGAAAACUGAAUGCUACCACGUGGAAUUUUCCUUUGUUAUAUUUGACGUUGCAACGUUUUGUUAUGCUUCCUCCCUUUAAUAUUACUUGCACGGUUGCACCAAAAUAAUUUUAUGGUAGCUUACUUAUUUCUAUACGAAACAAAAUUUAAUCAUGUAAGAUUUUAUUUUAUUCGUUUCGUAGCAUAUUUUUCAUAAUAUCAAAUUUUUAAUUAUGUAUAAUUCUAGAUUUAAACUAUUCAACAAACGCAUUAGAUUUAUGGAUUGCAAUUAUUUCAGAGCAACAAUAAAAAGUAUUUUGGCAGUAGCGGUGGAAAUUGGACAUCAUUCUCUUAUGGAUCGGAAGUGAAAUAAACUCAAAUUGUUUGACUUGAGCGUAUGUCUAAAGGAGAGUAGAGUAAAUGAAGCUAACUAUCUAUUCUCAUUGAAACUUUGGGUAACUUUAGGUGCAACCCUGGAAGGGUGUGUAUUUUCAUUUGGUUAUAUCCGCUAUUUUUUUUGAAUUGUUUUGCACUUUGUGUUUUCAUCUAGUUAGACUACUUUUUAUUAAAAAAAUUGUAAAAAAAUUCAAAAUUUCAAAAUAUUUCUUAUU
Molecule: messenger RNA, 3198 nt
Organism: Amaranthus tricolor (Joseph's coat)
Lineage: Eukaryota; Viridiplantae; Streptophyta; Magnoliopsida; Caryophyllales; Amaranthaceae
Product: VQ motif-containing protein 4-like
Exons: 1
Coding region: 86-742 (218 amino acids)
Source: RefSeq, a predicted model, not a curated record